CAUCAGUUAUGAGGGAGGCACCAGUAAAGUGGCGUACCCCAGGCGCCACUCGUGUUCGCUACGGUAUUGGCAGUAUCGAAACCUGAACGACCAAUAAGUUUUGUACUUUUUCCGUGGUGUAGUUUUCACAUAACCUAACCUAACCUAACUAUAAUAUACGUAGAAAUGUAAGCAUGCCGUACUACUUUGUUUUCGGUAACGAGGUUUACCUUAACGCUUCGGCGCAUCGAUCUAAGACAAGGCUCUUAUAGGUCGCCCUGUCCAGUUGCAGCUGUUUAGCUGCGCACCGGGUGACACACUGCUGUGAGGCGCCAGUCUCCGACCGCUCCUCCCCAACGUGAGUCGAGGCGCGCACGCGACCAUCGACCACACGCCGGGUCGAUAUUCCCGCGAGGGUAGCUCGCCGCCGGCGUGGCCAACCGCUGGCUUCAGUGUGGGACGCACCCGCCAGCGGACGGCCGCCCAUGUUCCGCUUUCUGGACGGUGUGCUCGUCAAGUUCGCCGAGCGUGAGCUGCAGCUGCACGUACGCCUCGAAGCCCUGCAGAGCCAGAGGGAUAAUCUCGCUAAACAGAGGAUUUCAACAGGGGAUACAAUAGAAGUUGCUGAUGCAGAAAGCUUGCAUGAAAGAAGACUGAGAGCUACACAGAGGAAUAAAACGUUACUGAAGGAGCUGGAGGUGUCCGCGGCGAAGCUGAGGUCCCGCACCUGCUACUGCCCCACCGACUCACAGCUGGCCGCCCUGCUCAAGCGCUACUGCGACCACGUGUCCAGGUAGCGGACGCCGGUAUGCAGCAUCAGCAGCAGCAGCAAGUGUGCUGGCUCGGCCCGCCGCUGGACUACUCGUUCCGCGGCCUGCGCGCCGUGGAGGAGCUGUCGGCCAGGGGGCCACGGCGCGGUCGGCGCGGCUACCGCAGGGCGCCCACUGGCCACUACCGCUGCCAGGCGCUGCGCCUCAACAACAACGCCAUAGCCUCCGUGCAGGGGCUCUUCUCUGUCGCCCGCCUGGUGCUGGAGAAACCAGGACAGCUCACAUGGCUGGACCUGUCGUUCAACCAGCUUUCGAGUCUGCCUGAUGACCUGUGCCACUUCUUGGGGCUGAAGAUCCUGUACCUGCACGGCAACCGGCUGUCCGAGCUGUCGCAGGCGCUGCGCGUGCUGUCGCGUCUGCCGCAGCUGUACAGCCUCACCCUGCACGGCAACCCCGUCCAGCAGAGACCCGACUACCGCGCCGCAGUGCUCGCCGGCCUGCCAGCGCUGCGCUGCCUCGACUUCACCAACGUCACCGCGUCCGAGAGGGCCGCCACCAGCCCGCGGUGACUCAUUUUACCACUCCAGCUGGAAAGCCUACCCAGCAGUGG
Schistocerca americana (American grasshopper) is the source of this 1359-nucleotide messenger RNA. Its product is annotated as leucine-rich repeat-containing protein 51-like. Bases 788 to 1318 code for a protein of 176 amino acids. The transcript is spliced from 5 exons. NCBI's taxonomy places the organism in Eukaryota, Metazoa, Arthropoda, Insecta, Orthoptera, Acrididae. The record is from RefSeq and is a predicted model, not a curated record. Gene Ontology annotation, molecular function: protein binding.